Messenger RNA from Myxocyprinus asiaticus (Chinese sucker), 7156 nucleotides. RefSeq names its product slit homolog 2 protein-like. The record is from RefSeq and is a predicted model, not a curated record. The coding region runs from base 1178 to 5842 and encodes 1554 amino acids. Lineage: Eukaryota; Metazoa; Chordata; Actinopteri; Cypriniformes; Catostomidae. The transcript has 38 exons. Gene Ontology annotation, biological process: negative chemotaxis; retinal ganglion cell axon guidance; negative regulation of cell growth. Gene Ontology annotation, molecular function: heparin binding; calcium ion binding; Roundabout binding.
UUCACCUAAAACAACUUUAAUCCGAGCGUGAGAACGGGGGAAAUCAAAACACCGGAGUUCAUUCACUGCAUUGGUGCAAGGGAAUUAUUUUAUUCAUUAACUCCAGGAAAAGCCCAUUUAGACUUCAGCUUGAUCUCAAAGUCGGGAUUCGUCUAAAAAUAAAACUAUAUUCUUACCUAUCUACUUUAAAUAGUGUAUAUUUGUUUUAAAUUAUUGUAGUAUUUUAAAGUUUUCUUCUAGCUACAUGACGCAAGGUGUCACAGUACAAUAGGCUUGAAGGACGUUUGACAGAGACUUGUGCAUGGACUCGGUACCCGUGUUUUGCUCCGUUUGGAUCGUAGAGAAAUUGUGCGUGAGUACGUUACCGAGUAUUAUCGCUGUGCGGGACUUCCACACUAGAGGCGCCGCCUUUGCCCUCAGCACACACACACACACACACACACACACACACACACACACACACACACACACACACCCCCCAACAGGUGCCAGAGAGAGCCCACACACUUCCUACUGAGUAUUCGAGUACAGGCAGAGGAUCAUCCAGGACUUUACCUUGCACCGAGUUGGAUUUAUAAAGAAGAUUUGUCCGUGUGACAGGAUGAUGGAUGCAUGAGGGCGCGCGGAGAUCAAUACACUAAUUAACCAAUACCCUCUGAGCGCACGUGCAGAUCAGCUCCACUGGAUGUGUAUAACCGCAUCUCUAUCACCAGGUGGCUUUUCAAGUGUGUCUCUUUAUGCGCUUGUCUCUCGUUUGCGUACAUGCGCGCAUAAGGUGUUUUAGGAGCGAUCAAACAAAAGCGCAGAGCGGUCAGAGCGACAGUUCAGGAUAUUCAGUGAAGGAUUAAUUUAAACUUUGAUUUGCUGCGGAAUCGUCUGGAUCGGCACUCAAAAUUCGCGUCCCUAAACAGAAGAGAAUACAGAAACCCUAAAUGGGAUCUGUUCUGGAUUGAAUUAAAAUGUGUUUCCCUUUGUAAAGAAAAGGGGGGGGGAUCAUUCCAGUCGGAGGAGAUUACAAGUGUCUUUUUUCCUCAAAGACAAUUGUACUUCAAAUAGCAUUUGUAGUGACAAGCUCGUGUGACUCCUCUCUUUUAUGAAAUUCAAACUCCUGCACUGGUGCAACCGUUUCCCACCAGGAAUUUUGUUUGUAUAAUCAGAACUUGAGGAAGCAGCGGUGAUGUUUGUGUUGAAAGCCGUUGUGUGUUUUGGAGCGGUGCUUUGUGCAGUGUUUGGUGGGGCUGGGGCUCAGUCGUGCCCGUCUCAGUGCUCCUGCAGCGGGACAGCGGUGGACUGCCACGGUCAGAGACUGCGGAGCGUGCCGCGGAACAUUCCCCGCAACACUGAACGACUUGACCUGAAUGCAAAUAAUCUGACUAAAAUCACGAAGGCAGAUUUUGCGGGACUGCGGAACCUCAGAGUUCUGCAGUUGAUGGAGAACAAGAUUAGUUCUAUAGAGAGAGGGGCAUUUCAGGACCUGAAAGAGCUGGAAAGACUGCGUCUCAACAGGAAUAAUCUUCAGGUUCUUCCGGAGUUGCUGUUUCUGGGCACUACCAAACUCUUCAGACUUGAUCUGAGUGAGAAUCAAAUCCAGGGAAUCCCCAGAAAAGCAUUCAGAGGAGCUACUGAGAUAAAAAACCUGCAGUUGGACUAUAAUCAGAUUUCCUGCAUUGAAGAUGGAGCCUUCCGAGCUCUGCGGGACCUAGAAGUACUCACGCUGAAUAACAACAAUAUCACUCGUUUGUCAGUGGCCAGUUUUAACCACAUGCCCAAGCUCAGGACAUUUCGUCUGCAUUCUAAUAAUCUGCUGUGUGAUUGUCAUGUGGCAUGGCUCUCUGAUUGGUUGAGACAGAGGCCCCGCCUAGGCCUCUAUACUCAGUGUAUGGCCCCACCAUCCCUGAGGGGCCACAACAUUGCUGAAGUGCAAAAAAAAGAAUUCAUCUGUUCAGGGUCCCAGUCACACUCGUCCUGUAGUGUGCUGCAAUGUCCUGAGCUGUGCACCUGCAGUAAUAACAUAGUGGACUGCCGGGGGAAAAGCCUGACUGAAAUACCCACCAACCUGCCAGAGACCAUUACUGAAAUUCGACUGGAGCAGAAUUCCAUCAAGAUAAUCCCACCAGGAGCAUUCUCACUUUACAAGCGAUUGCGGAGAGUAGAUUUGAGUAAUAAUCAAAUAACUGAACUGGCUUCUGACUCCUUUCAAGGUCUCCGAUCUCUAAAUUCUCUAGUUUUAUAUGGGAAUAAAAUCGCAGAACUUCCCAAAGGCCUUUUUGAUGGACUAUUCUCAUUGCAGCUACUGUUGCUAAAUGCGAACAAGAUCAAUUGUUUGCGUGUAGAUUCUUUCCAAGACCUGCAAAAUCUCAAUCUUCUGUCACUUUAUGACAACAAACUCCAGACCAUUGCAAAGGGAACCUUCUCAUCUCUCCGAGCCAUACAGACGCUUCAUCUAGCCCAGAACCCCUUCAUGUGUGACUGCCAUUUGAAGUGGCUGGCUGACUACUUGCAAGACAACCCAAUUGAGACCAGUGGAGCUCGUUGCACCAGUCCGCGUCGCCUUGCCAACAAGCGCAUCGGCCAGAUCAAGAGCAAGAAGUUCCGCUGUUCAGCUAAAGAGCAGUACUUUAUACCAGGUGUGGAAGACUACCGAUCUAAACUAGGUGGGGAUUGCUUUGCUGAUCUUGCCUGCCCAGAGAAAUGUCGCUGUGAAGGAACUACAGUGGACUGCUCUGGGCAAAAACUCACCAAGAUCCCAGAGCACAUUCCUCAAUAUACAGCAGAACUCCGCUUGAACAAUAAUGAAUUUACAGUGCUGGAAUCAACAGGAAGUUUUAAGAAGCUUCCACAACUGCGCAAAAUUAACCUUAGUAACAAUAAGAUCACAGAUAUUGAGGAGGGCACGUUUGAGGGGGCCAGUGGCGUGAAUGAGCUCAUAUUAACUAGUAACAGCUUAGAGAGCGUCCACUACAGCAUGCUGAAAGGUCUCAGUGGCCUCCGUACACUGAUGUUGAGGAGUAACAAGAUAAGCUGUGUCAAUAACGGUAGUUUUACUGGUCUGAGCUCUGUGAGGCUGCUCUCCCUCUAUGAUAACCUGAUCACCUCCAUGUCCCCGGGAGCCUUUGACACUCUCCACUCCCUCUCAACACUGAACUUGCUGGCCAAUCCGUUUAACUGUAAUUGUCAUCUGGCCUGGCUGGGAGAAUGGCUUCGUAAGAAACGAAUUGUCACAGGCAACCCCCGCUGUCAGAGACCAUACUUUCUUAAAGAGAUCCCUAUUCAAGAUGUAGCCGUACAAGACUUUGCCUGUGAAGACGGUAAUGAUGAGAAUAGCUGUUCACCUCAGGCUCGCUGUCCUGCUGAGUGUUCAUGUUUGGAUACAGUGGUUCGCUGCAGUAAUAAAGGACUCAAAGUUUUACCCAAGGGCAUUCCUAAAGACGUUACAGAACUCUAUCUCGAUGGCAACCAGUUCACACAAGUCCCUCUGGAACUAUCCAAUUAUAAACACCUCACUCUCAUACCUGAAAAAUCAUCCGGCCGGGAUUUCAAAAUUGCCUCUAAAUGUCCAGGAUUUGGCUUUGUCUUCAUAUUGAUGUGCUCUCUACAUGAUUUGAGUAAUAACCAGAUCAGCACAUUGUCCAACCACAGCUUCAGUAACAUGUCCGAGCUGCUCACCCUAAUUUUAAGCUACAACAGACUGAGGUGUAUUCCUUUAAAAGCUUUCGACGGCCUCAAAUCUCUGCGCUUGUUGUCUCUCCAUGGUAAUGAUAUUGCUGUGAUCCCAGAUGGAGCUUUCAAAGAUCUGUCCUCUCUCUCCCACCUGGCUCUGGGAGCAAACCCCCUGUACUGUGAUUGUCACAUGCAGUGGCUUUCUGACUGGGUAAAGAGCGGCUACAAGGAGCCUGGAAUUGCACGCUGCACUGGUCCAGGAGAGAUGACUGACAAACUCCUGUUGACUACGCCCUCCAAAAAAUUCACCUGCACAGCUCCAGUGGAUGUGAGCGUUUUGGCAAAAUGUAACCCUUGUUUAUCCAACCCCUGUAAAAACGACGGAACCUGCAAUAACCAUCCUGUAGACUUUUACAGAUGCACCUGUCCAUAUGGUUUUGAGGGUCAAGACUGCGAGGAACCAAUUCAUGCAUGCAUCAGUAACCCCUGUCAGAAUGGAGGUACCUGCCACCUGAAGGAUGGAGAGGAGAACACUCACUGGUGUGUGUGUCCAGAUGGAUUUGAAGGAGAUGAAUGUGAGAUAAAUAUUGAUGACUGUGAAGAUAAUGACUGUGAGAAUAACUCUACCUGUGUGGAUGGGAUCAACAACUACACCUGCCUCUGCUCACCUGAAUACACAGGAGAGCUGUGUGAAGAUAAGAUGGAUUUCUGUGCUUCAGAGCUGAACCCAUGUCAGCACGACUCAAAAUGUAUUCUGACUGCUAAGGGCUUCAUGUGUGAGUGCACUCCAGGUUACACAGGGGAGCACUGUGAGGGGGAUUUUGAUGAUUGCGAAGACAAUAAGUGUAAAAACGGUGCUCAGUGUAUCGAUGCUGUGAAUGGCUACACGUGUGUGUGUCCAGUAGGGUACAGUGGGCUGUUCUGUGACUUCUCUUCUCCGAUGGUACUGCCCAGAACAAGUCCGUGUGACCACUAUGAUUGUGCCAACGGUGCACAGUGUGUUGUCAAGGACACAGAUCCUGUGUGUCAGUGUCUCCAUGGUUACGAGGGCAUGUGGUGUGAGCGAUUGGUCAGCGUCAACUUCAUCAAUAGAGAAUCUUUCCUACAGAUCCCCUCCAAUCUUAUAACAGAACAGGCCAAUAUAUCACUCCAGAUUGCCACAGAUGAGGAUAAUGGAGUGUUGCUUUACAAAGGCGAUAAUGAACACAUCGCUGUUGAGCUGUACAGAGGCAGACUGAGAGUCAGUUACGACUCUGGGUCCUAUCCCCCUUCUGCAAUCUACAGUGUGGAAACGAUAAAUGAUGGAAGUUUUCAUGUAGUGGAGCUGGUGGCAAAAGAUCAGUCUCUGUCUCUCUCCAUUGAUGGAGGCAGCUCCAAAUCCAUUACUACUGCCAACAAUCCCAGCCCAGUACCCAGCCCUGCUCCGCUUUACGUUGGUGGAAUUCCUCUGCAGUCUGGAAUGGCCUCUUUGCAUCAGGGCUCUGGGAGAAACGGCUCUAGUUUCCACGGCUGUAUCAGAAACCUCUAUAUUAAUGACAAGCUCCAGGACCUCACCCAGUUCUUGCUGCAGGAGGGGGUGGUGCCAGGCUGCCAGCCAUGCCAGCGGAGUGUGUGCGCUCAUGGGCAGUGCCACGCUACCGGUCACUCAUCCUUCAGCUGUGAGUGUGAGGCAGGGUGGACUGGGCAGCUGUGCAACCAGCAGAUCAACAAUCCAUGUGAUGGGAACAAAUGUAUCCAUGGUUCCUGUCUACCAAUAAACUCGUACUCGUAUAGCUGUCGCUGUCAUCCAGGCUUCGCAGGUGUAUUGUGUGAUGAAGAGGAACAGAUGAGUCCCUGUCAGUACAUAGCGUGUAAACACGGGCGCUGUCGCGUGUCUGGGCUGGGGAAAGCCUAUUGUGAGUGCAACAGCGGCUACACAGGGCAAAGCUGUGAUAAAGAGAUGGCGUGUCGGGGGGAACGGGUCCGAGAUCACUAUCAGACGCAGCAGGGCUACGCAGCAUGCCAAAGCACAGAGAAGGUCUCCCGUUUAGAGUGUCGGGGCAGCUGUGGGGACAGGACCUCCUGCUGCGCCCCCCUCCGCAGCAAACGCAGGAAAUACACCUUCCAAUGCACAGAUGGAUCCUCUUUUGUACAGGAGGUGGAAAAGGUUGUCAAGUGUGGCUGCACAAAAUGUCCAUCCUAAAUAAUGAAAAAGAAGAAAUACAUACUUACCCCCUCUUCUCCCCUCGCUUUCUUCUUGAUUGAUGUCCCCUGUUUUUGUUUCAUCUUUUUUUGUCAGUGUUGGACUAAUGUUUUUUUUUUUUUUUUUUCUGCAAAGGAGAUAAUGGAUUACUGUAAGAUAAAGAACAAAUUUAUUUUUUAUUAUGAAGUGGAAAAAAAGACAAAAAAUAGAUUUUAGAGGGUUUUUUUUUUUUUUUUUUUUUUGCCAUCAUUUCAGGAAUUGUGACCUUUUAAAUUCCUUAUUUGCAAAAUCACCUCAGUCAAGAAUGGCAAGCAAGCACACCCUGUUGACAUAUUUCACUUUUUUGUGACAUUCUUUUACGUGGUUUUCUGGACUGCCACUAACUAAUUUCACCUGGACUUUAAGGUGAGAUACAGUAUCACCAUGGAGACUGCAAGGGGAUUUCCCUCCACUUUUUGACAGUGUACCUCUUCAAGCACACACAAUCAUAACUGCUUCCAUUCACGCACAUACAAUUUUGCACACCUCAACCACUAGGUGUACACAGAUGAUCUCUUCAAGCAUAUACACACACUUACACACACAUGCACACCCUCAUCUGACUCACUUUAUAAACCAUUUGUAUUUAUUGUAUCAAAAAUACUGUCACAUUACUUAUAUUCGGUAUAGUCCUUCUUUUCCCUGGAGUUACAGUUGGAAUUUCUUAAUAUAUAUUAAUUUAUAUUCGUCCUUUUACUGAUUUAAAUUACUCCUAGCUUACUGAGUAGGAUAACUAACAUUGUGUCUCCUUCAUUCGGUUGGUUUGACCAAUGGGACUGUUGUAUUUACCAUAAAAAAGAAAAUGUAAAAAAAACAAGCAAACAAACAAACAAAAAACUUAGUGGUGUUAUAAAUCUUCAAAUGUCAAGUGAAAACCUUGUAUAUUUUUGUUGAAUCUCCUAAAAAAAUGUGUAUGGUGACACAGAUGUGCUUUAUACUAGAGUUUAAAUGUAUAGUUAAAAUUUCCCCAUGUAUUCUGUAUAGACUGCACACCAUAGUUAAAAAAAAAAAUAACAGUAGCGACGAUAGCCAUCAAUAAACCUCUUUGUAAAAAGUUCUCCUCGCAAAUCCUUUUUAAAUGAUACAAAUAGAAAAAAAACUGUGACAUUUUUCUAAAUGAUACUACUUUGUUUACCACUCUGUUUCCCCAAUGUUAACAUAUUGCUGCUAAAUUGGUAUUGUAGACUUUGGAUGAUGAUGCUGAUGUUUAUUGUAGAGGACGUUGCUCAUACAUUGAUGAGCAAAUUGUUUUACUGACCUAUGAAUAAAGAUGUC